Molecule: messenger RNA, 747 nt
Organism: Cyphomyrmex costatus
Lineage: Eukaryota; Metazoa; Arthropoda; Insecta; Hymenoptera; Formicidae
Exons: 3
Coding region: 1-747 (248 amino acids)
Source: RefSeq, a predicted model, not a curated record
AUGGAACAUGAGUUGGGUCAUAUCAUAGCUCAUGCGGGAAACGGACGCGAAACACGAUUACCCGAAGGUGUUCUUGUUGAUGGGUAUUACGAAGAAAUUAUUGAUGGUGCGGUGAUCAAACAUGUUUUACAAUUUCAUGGAUGCUAUUGGCAUGGAUGCCCCCGUUGUUAUACUGUAAAUAGAACCCAUGAUAUUAGUACUGAUACGAUGGAUGUUCGUUUGGAACGUACACAGUUUAUUACAGCAAAGAUUGAAUCUGCUGGAUAUAUUUUAACGGAGAUGUGGGAAUGUGAUUUUGAUCGUAUUUUUAUUAAAAUAGAUAUUUCUAGAGAGGAUAUGCGAAUAUUUUUAGAAAAUCGGCCUGAGGUUUCGCGAAAGCCGUUAAACCCUCGCGACGCCUUUUAUGGUGGUCGUACAGAGAACAUGGUGUCUCUUUAUGAUGUAAAGGGAAAAUUCCCCGUAAAACAUCCGACAAUAUAUGUUGGUGAAGAAUGUCGCAAAUUAACGGGAUCUUCAGGCGUCGAGAUUGAUAAAGUGGAGGGUCUCAUUUAUUGUACGAUAUUACCACCACGUAUGCUGUAUCAUCCUGUAUUACCUGUACGAAUGCAUGAUAAAUUAAUGUUUGCUUUAUGUCGUUCGUGUUGUGAAAAUGUGUAUCAAGAGGAUUGUCUACACGAGGAUACUGUGGAUCGCGAAUUUACGGGUACAUGGGUGGCUGAUGAAAUACAGAACACAGAACAAUUGUAA